This is a messenger RNA of Neofelis nebulosa (Clouded leopard), 11789 nucleotides long. RefSeq names its product myosin XVA (gene MYO15A). The record is from RefSeq and is a predicted model, not a curated record. Gene Ontology annotation, cellular component: myosin complex; cytoskeleton. Gene Ontology annotation, molecular function: ATP binding; cytoskeletal motor activity; protein binding. The transcript is spliced from 64 exons. Lineage: Eukaryota; Metazoa; Chordata; Mammalia; Carnivora; Felidae. Bases 164 to 10696 code for a protein of 3510 amino acids.
AGCUUGGCUGUCCCUCCCCAGGCCACCCAGACCAGUCUCAGCUGCUCCCAGCCCGAAGAGGCCGAGUGUCCAGCUGCGGGCAGUGAACGCGGUGUGUCCCCUUGUCUCCAAGUCCCAGAGCUGGUGACACGGGCCGCGGCCCGGUGGGGAGCAGGCAGCCACCAUGGCGAAGGAGGACGAGGAUGAGAAGAAAGCUAAGAAAGGGAAAAAGGGGAAGAAGGCGCCGGAGCCGGAGAAGCCCAAACGGAGCCUGAAGGGGACGUCGCGGCUGUUCAUGGGCUUCCGCGAUCGCACGCCCAAGAUCUCCAAGAAGGGCCAGUUCCGGAGCGCGUCGGCUUUCUUUUGGGGCCUGCACACCGGCCCGCAGAAGACCAAACGCAAGAAGAAGGCGCGCACCGUGCUCAAGUCCACGUCGAAGCUCAUGACGCAAAUGCGCAUGGGCAAGAAGAAGCGGGCAAUGAAGGGCAAGAAGCCGUCCUUCAUGGUCAUCCGCUUCCCGGGCCGGCGCGGCUACGGCCGCCUGCGGCCGCGUGCCCGGUCACUCAGCAAGGCAUCCACGGCCAUCAACUGGCUCACCAAGAAGUUCCUCAUCAAGAAGGCCGAGGAGUCCGGCAGCGAGCAGGCCACGCUGGACGCCUGGCUCAACCGCUCGGGCUCCCGCGUCGGUUCCCGCAAGCUGCCCUUCCCGUCGGGCGCCGAGAUCCUGCGGCACGGAGGCCGCCUCCGGAGGUUCCCCCGCAGCCGCAGCAUCUACGAGUCGGGCGAGCCCGUGGGCUUCCUGCCCUUCGAGGACGAGGUCCCCUUCCGGCCUUCGGGCUCCCGCAAGUCGCUGUACGGGCUCGAGGGCUUCCAGGACCUGGGCGAGUAUUAUGACUACCACCGCGAGGGCGAUGACUACUACGACCGGCAGUCACUCUACCAGUACGAGGAGGAGCAGGAGCCCUACAUGGGCUACGGCCCCUACGGCCCCUACGGCCCCCACGGCCCGGCCUGGCCACCCUACGGAGACCACGCCCACGGGUACCCGCCCGAGGACCCCUACGACUACUACCACCCGGAUUAUUAUGGCGGCCCCUACUACCCCACGUACCCCUACGGCUACGGCUACGACGAUUACGAGCCCCCAUACGCGCCCCCAUCGGGGUACGCGGCUCCCUACAGCUACUACGAUGGGUACCAGGGCGAGGCGUACCCGCACGGCUACUACCUGGAUCCCUACGCACCUUACGAGGCGCCAUACCCGCCCUACGACCGCCCGUACGACCUCCCGUACGACGUGCCCUAUUUUGAUCCAUACGGGGGGCCCUAUGGCGCCCCCUAUGGCAUCCCGUACGCCGAAGGCAUCUAUGGCGGCGGAGACCAGGCCAUCUAUCCGCCCGAAGUGCCCUAUCUUUACCCAGAGGAGCCGGCCUUCGCGUACCCGUGGGUGCCGCCGCCCAUCCUGUCGCCCCACAACCCGUACGCCCACCCCAUGGAUGACAUUGCGGAGCUGGAGGAGCCGGAGGAGGCGGGCGCCGAGCGGCAGACCACCUCCUUCCGCCUGCCCAGCGCCGCCUUCUUCGAGCAGCAAGGCAUGGACAAGCCCGCCAGGUCCAAGCUAUCCCUCAUCCGCAGGUUCCGCCUCUUCCCGCGGCCCCAGGUGAAGCUGUUCGGGAAGGAGAAGCUGGACGUGUCCUUGCCCCCCUCCCUGGACAUCCCUCUGCCCUUGGGGGAUGCGGACGAAGACGAGGAGGAGGAGGAGAUGCCCCCUGUGCCUCCGGUGCCCUACGCCCACCCCUUUUGGGGCUUCCUCACGCCGCGCCAGCGCAACCUCCAGCGCGCCCUGUCCGCCUUCGGCGCCCACCGGGGCCUGGGCUUCGGCACCGACUUUGGCCGCCCCCCACCUCGCCCGGCCACCUCGCUGGCGCGGUUCCUCAAAAAGACGCUGUCCGAAAAGAAGCCCACCCCGAGGCUCAGGAGUAGCCGGAAGGCGCGGCUGGGAGGCCCGGCAGUCCGGGAGGCGGCCUACAAGCGCUUCGGCUACAAGCUGGCCGGCAUGGACUCCGAGCGCCCCGGCACGCCCAUCGUGCUGAGGAGGGCCGAGGCGCGGACGCGCAACAACAACAACUCCCACCGACCGCCCUCGCCCGCGCCCGCGCCUCGGCCGCCCUCCCACUGGAGCGCGCUCCUCUCCCCGCCCGCGGCCCGACGGCCCCCCAGCCCGGGCCCAGGGCCCCCGCCCGCCGCACCCUUCGCCCCCGCCCUCUCGGGCCUGCCCCGGCCCGCGUCGCCCUACGGCUCCCUCCGCCGGCACCCGCCGCCCUGGGCUGCCCCGGCCCACGUGCCCCUCGCGCCCCCCGCCAGCUGGUGGGCCUUCGUGGAGCCACCUCCCGUGAGCCCGGAGGUGCCCCCGGACCCGCUGGCCUUCCCCGGCUCCCGGCCCUCCUUCAGAGGCUCCCGCCGGCGAAGGGCGGCCUUCGGCCUCCCCUGGCCCCCGCUGCCCUCGCCCCAGCCCUCGCUGAGGAGCCUGCCCGGCUUAGGCUACCGCUCGCCCGUGGGGCCCCCGUCCCCUCAGCCAUCGCUCCGCGCUCGGCCCUUCCAGCCUCCCUUCUCGCCCCCGCCCCGCCGGCCCCGCUCGCUGCGGGAGCCCCCGUCCCCCCACCGCCGCUCUGGGCGCCUGGGCCCACCCCGCUCGCCCGUGCUGGGCUCCGCGCGGCCGCCCUCCCCGCCCCCUCUGUUGGGCCACAGCUCGCGGUGUCGCUCCCUCAACCUGCCUUCUCACCUCCCGAACACGUGGCGGCGACUCAGCGAGCCGCCCACCAGGGCCGUGAAGCCCCGGGUGCGCCAGCCCUUUCAGCGGCCUCCCAACGCAGGGUCCUGGCCGGUGGCUGCAGCUGCCCCUGAGCGCCGGGAGAGCCAGCGUGAGCCUGAGGACUCAGAGACACCCUGGACGGUGCCCCCAUUGGUCCCCAGCUGGGACGUGGACCUGCCUCCCACCCAGCGCCCACCAUCGCCCUGGCCGGGAGGUGCAGGCAGCCGCCGGGGCUUUUCCAGGCCACCUCCUGUGCCGGAAAACCCCUUCCUCCAGCACGUGGGCCCUGUGCCACCUCCUGCUUCCCAGUCUGAGGACCCAACCUCCGCCGACCUGACCAGUGUCUUCCUGGGUAGGCACUACGACCCAGGGCCUGGACAAUUGGUAAAAUCAGCCAGCCCGAUUCCUGAGAAGCCAGAAGAGACCACUCCGGAGGGCCCUCAGUCGCCAGCAGAGCCUGAGCCCUCCACCCCCACCCCUCCCAAGGAUUCUGCGCCAGAGCGGAAGACGCUAAGGCUCAGCCUCUCCUACCCUCUGGCCACAUGUGAUAAGAUGAGAGCCACGUGGCCGCCAUGGCGCCGCUGGGGGACAGUGCCCAGAGCCACAGCCCCCUUGGCACCCACUGGGGCCCCAGGGCCCCUGCCCAGGGUGGGCGAGCGGCGCCAGGCAGGCCCUGGGCGUUUUGCAGUGGUCAUGCCACAGGUGCAAAAACUCAGCGCUUUCCAGCGAGUUGGUCCUGCCCCUCUGCAGCCCCCUGUCCAGAUAAGCCAGGACCCGGAGCCCCGCCCCAAGCCAAGAGCCUGGAAUUUGCUCUGGUCCUGUUUCUGGCUGCCGGCAGAAGCCCCUCGACCCUGGCCACGAGUGCUGGCCCGCCCCCAGUCCUGCCGCCUGGGCCCUGGAGCCAAUUGCCUGCGCCAUGGGGGCCCCUGGGAAGAAGUUGGCCCCAAAAGCUGGUGGAACAAGAUGCACUCCAUCCGCAACCUGCCUACCACACGGUUCCGUGACCAGUGCCGGGAGGAUGGUGUGGAGGACAUGACACAGCUGGAAGACCUCCAGGAGACCACCGUGCUGUCCAACCUCAAGACCAGAUUUGAACGGAACCUCAUCUAUACCUACAUCGGCAGCAUCCUGGUGUCGGUGAACCCGUACCGAAUGUUUGGAAUCUAUGGGCAGGAGCAGGUGCAGCAGUACAGCGGGCGGGCCCUAGGAGAAAACCCCCCGCACCUCUUUGCAAUCGCAAAUCUUGCUUUUGCCAAAAUGCUUGAUGCCAAACAGAACCAGUGCAUAAUUAUCAGUGGAGAGAGUGGUUCUGGAAAAACCGAGGCCACAAAGUUGAUUCUACGCUACCUGGCCGCCAUGAACCAGAAACGAGGCAUCAUGCAGCAGAUAAAGAUCCUGGAGGCAACACCCCUCUUGGAGUCCUUCGGUAACGCCAAAACUGUCAGGAAUGACAACUCCAGCCGCUUCGGGAAGUUUGUGGAGGUCUUUCUGGAAGGGGGCGUGAUUUCUGGUGCCAUAACCUCCCAGUACCUGCUCGAGAAAUCCAGGAUUGUGUUUCAGGCCAAAAAUGAAAGGAACUAUCACAUCUUCUACGAGCUGCUGGCCGGGCUGCCCGCCCAGCUCCGACAGGCCUUCAGUCUGCAGGAGGCCGAGACCUACUACUACCUGAACCAGGGUGGGAACUGUGAGAUCUCAGGGAAGAGUGACUCGGACGACUUCCGCCGGCUCCUGGCCGCCAUGGAGGUGCUGGGCUUCAGUGGCGAGGACCAGGACAGCAUCUUCCGUAUCCUGGCGUCCAUCCUGCACCUGGGCAACGUCUACUUUGAGAAGUACGAGACAGAUGCACAGGAGACGGCCUCGGUGGUGAGUGCCCGGGAGAUCCAGGCCGUGGCGGAGCUGCUGCAGAUCUCCCCCGAGGGCCUGCAGAAGGCCAUCACUUUCAAAGUGACCGAGACAAUGCGAGAGAAGAUCUUCACCCCCCUGACGGUGGAGAGUGCCGUGGAUGCCAGAGAUGCCAUCGCCAAGGUGUUGUACGCACUGCUCUUCGGCUGGCUCAUUGCCCGGGUCAACGCGCUGGUGUCCCCACGGCAGGACACGCUGUCCAUUGCCAUCCUGGAUAUCUAUGGCUUUGAGGACCUGAGCUUCAACAGCUUCGAGCAGCUGUGCAUCAACUAUGCAAACGAGAACCUUCAGUACCUGUUCAACAAGAUCGUCUUCCAGGAGGAGCAGGAGGAGUACAUCCGGGAACAGAUCGACUGGCGGGAGAUCACCUUUGCUGACAACCAGCCGUGCAUCAAUCUCAUCUCACUGAAGCCCUACGGCAUCCUGCGCAUCCUCGAUGACCAGUGUUGCUUUCCCCAGGCCACAGACCACACAUUCCUGCAGAAGUGCCAUUACCACCACGGCGCCAACCCACUCUACUCCAAACCCAAGAUGCCGCUGCCCGAGUUCACCAUCAAGCACUACGCAGGCAAAGUCACCUAUCAGGUGCACAAGUUCCUAGACAAGAAUCAUGACCAGGUGCGCCAGGAUGUGCUAGAUCUCUUUGUGCGGAGCCGGACACGGGUGGUGGCACACCUCUUCUCCAGCCACGCGCCACAGGCUGCCCCUCAGCGCCUGGGCAAGAGCAGCUCUGUCACCCGGCUCUACAAGGCGCACACAGUGGCCGCUAAGUUCCAACAGUCGCUCCUGGAUCUGGUGGAAAAGAUGGAGAGGUGUAACCCCUUGUUCGUACGUUGCCUGAAGCCCAACCACAAGAAGGAGCCAGGCCUCUUUGAGCCAGAUGUGGUAAUGGCACAGUUACGCUAUUCGGGGGUGCUGGAGACCGUGCGGAUCCGCAAGGAGGGCUUUCCAGUGCGCCUGCCCUUCCAGGUGUUCAUCGACAGGUACCGCUGUCUAGUGGCCCUCAAACACAACCUGCCAGCCAGUGGGGACGUGUGUGUGUCGGUGCUGAGCCGGCUGUGCACGGUCACGCCAAAUAUGUACCGCGUCGGUGUCAGCAAGCUGUUCCUGAAGGAACACCUACACCAGCUGCUGGAGAGCAUGCGCGAGCACGUCCUGAACCUGGCAGCCGUCACGCUGCAGAGCUGCCUCCGCGGCUUCUUCAUCCGGCGGCGUUUCCGCUCCCUGCGCCACAAGAUCAUCCUGCUGCAGAGUCGGGCCCGUGGCUACCUGGCCAGGCAGCAGUAUCAGCAGAUGAGGAGGAGCCUGGUGAAGUUCCGGUCCCUGGUACACACAUACGUGAACCACCGGCAUUACCUCAAGGAGCUGAGCAAGCGGGAGGUGGUGGCCGUGGGGCACCUGGAGGUACCCGCUGAGUUGGCGGGACUCUUACAAGCCGUGGCAGGCCUCAGGCCAGCCCGGGUGCCCCGGGUGGUCCCCGUGCGGACUCCCCGGCUCCAGGCCGAGCCCCGUGUCACACUGCCCCUGGAUAUCAACAACUACCCCAUGGCCAAGUUUGUUCGAUGCCACUUUAAGGAACCUGCCUUCGGGAUGCUGACCGUGCCCCUGAAGACACCCCUCAUGCGGUUGCCAGUAGAGUGCCAUGCAGAAGCCGUGAGCGUCUUCAAAUUGAUCCUGCGCUUCAUGGGCGACCCCCACCUGUAUGGCGCCCAGGAAAAUGUCUUCGGGAACUACAUUGUGCAGAAGGGUCUGGCGGUGCCCGAACUUCGGGAUGAGAUCUUGGCACAGCUGGCCAACCAGGUGUGGCGCAACCCCAGCACCCACAAUGCUGAGCGGGGCUGGCUCUUACUGGCUACCUGCCUCAGUGGCUUUGCACCUUCAUCGCGCCUCAACAAGUACCUGCUCAAGUUUGUGUCUGAUUAUGGGCGGAAUGGCUUCCAGGCUGUGUGUCAACACCGCCUCAUGCAGGCCAUGGGCCGGGCCCAACAGCAGGGUUCUGGGGCAGCCCGCACCUUUCCCCCGACCCAGCUCGAGUGGAUAGCAACCCAGGAGAAGGCCAACAUGGCGUUGGAUGUGGGCUGCUUCAACGGUGACCAGUUCUCCUGCCCGGUGCACUCCUGGAGCACGGGGGAAGAAGUGGCUGGAGACAUUCUGAGGCACAGGGGGCUGACAGAUGGCUGGCGUGGCUGGACAGUGGCCAUGAAGAAGGGGGUCCAGUGGGCAGAGCUGGCAGGCCAUGACUACGUGCUGGACCUGGUGGCGGAUCUAGAGCUGCUCAGGGAUUUCCCGAGACAGAAGUCUUACUUCAUUGUGGGUGCAGAAGGGCCCGUGGCCGGCAGGGGCGGCCCCAGAGCGGUGUUUGGGAACAGCUGGGACUCAGACUCGGACACUCCCACCAGACCGGAGCCCCAGGGACAUGUGCCCAAAGUGGCUGACUCCGAUGGGUACUGCAGCCACAAUGAGGACCGUACAAAUGGGGAGACUGGGGCCCGGAGAGGGACAGCGACCCACCAAGACUCAGACAGCCUUGGAGAACCCUCUGUGCCCCACAAGGGACUGGACUGCUACCUGGACAGCCUCUUCGACCCCGUGCUGUCCUACGGGGAUGCGGACCUGGAGAAGCCAACAGCCAUUGCCUACCGCAUGAAAGGGGGAGGCCGGCCUGGCGAAAGUGGCAGCAGCAGCACUGAAGACCCCCCCAGGAGACCCCCAGAGCCAAAGCCAAAGCCAAAGCCAAUCCCAGGCCUGGAUGCCUCCACGCUGGCUCUGCAGCAGGCCUUCAUCCACAAGCAGGCCGUGCUACUGGCCCGGGAGAUGACCCUGCAGGCCAUGGCACUCCAGCAGCGGCCCCUGAGUCCCGCCCCAAGGCCCUUGCUCCCAGAGAAACCCCUAGCGCCAGAGGCAUGGCCGAAGUUUGUAGGCACGGGACCCCCAGCCAAACCCGUGCUCCUGCGCUCCACUCCAAAGCCCUUGGCCCCGGCCCCUCUGGCCAAGGCCCCAAGAGCCCCCACCAAGCCCGUGGCUGCCCCCAUUCUAGCUCAGGACCGGGCUUGUCCAGAAACCUCUUCGCCCUGCCCGGAGCUGGUCCGGUAUUCAACACUCAACUCGGAGCACUUCCCGCAGCCCACACAGCAGAUCAAGAACAUCGUGAGGCAGUACCAGCAUCCUCCCCGGGGAGGCCGGCCCGAGGCCCUCAGGAAGGAUGGCGGAAAGGUGUUCGUGAAGCGGCCAGACCCCCACGAGGAGGCGCUGAUGAUCCUCAAGGGGCAGAUGGGCCACCCGGCGGCAGCCUCUGGCAGCCAGGUGCCUAGAGAGGCCGUGGCCUUGGUGAAGCCAGUGACCAGCACACCACGGCCAUCCAUAGGACCCACUCCAGUGGCGCCUUCGCGGUCACUGGAGCCCCCCGAGGAACCCCUGCAGACGCGUCUGCACCGCCUAGUCAACCCCAACUACUACGGCUACCAGGAUGCCCCCUGGCGGAUCUUCUUGCGCAAAGAGGUGUUUUACCCCAAGGACAGCUACAGCCACCCUGUGCAGCUGGACCUCUUGUUCCGGCAGAUCGUCCACGACACGCUGUCCGAGGCCUGCGUGCGCAUCUCCGAGGACGAGAGGCUCAAGAUGAAGGCCCUGUUUGCCCAGAACCAGCUGGACACGCAGCGGCCGCUGGCAACAGAGAGUGUGAAGCGGGCCGUGGUCAGCACCGCACGCGACAGCUGGGAGGUCUACUUCUCCCGCCUCUUCCCAGCCACGGGCAGCGUGGGCACUGGCGUGCAGAUCCUAGCUGUGUCCCACACGGGCAUCAAACUCCUGCGGAUGGUCAAGGGCAGCCGGGAGGCUGGUGGGCAGCUGCAGGUUUUGCGCACGUACAGCUUUGCGGAUAUCCUGUUUGUGACCAUCCCCUCCCAGAACAUGCUGGAGUUCAACUUGGCCAGCGAGAAGGUCAUCCUCUUCUCAGCCCGAGCCCACCAGGUCAAGACCCUGGUGGAUGACUUCAUCCUGGAGCUGAAGAAGGACUCAGACUACGUGGUCGCAGUGAGGAACUUCCUGCCCGAGGACCCGGCCCUGCUGGCCUUCCACAAGGGCGACAUCAUUCAUCUGCAGCCCCUGGAGCCACCUCGAAUGGGCUACAGUGCCGGAUGCGUGGUCCGCAAGAAGGUCGUGUACUUGGAGGAGCUGCGGCGCAGAGGCCCUGACUUUGGCUGGAGGUUUGGGACCAUCCACGGGCGUGUGGGCCGCUUCCCUUCUGAGCUGGUGCAGCCUGCGGCCGCCCCUGACUUCCUGCAGUUGCCAGCCGAGCCUGGCCGGGGCCGUGCUGCUGCGGUGGCCGCUGCGGUGGCCUCCACGGCUGCCGCACGGGAGGUGGGCCGCAGGAGGGAGGGUCCCCCAGUCAGGGCUGGCUCCCCUGACCGUGCGGAGGACGGCCUGACUCUCCCACCGUACACGAUGCUUGAGUUUGCCCAGAAGUAUUUCCGAGACCCUCAGAGGAGACCCCAGGAUGGCCUCAGGCUGAAAUCCAAGGAGGGUCGGGAGUCUAGAACCUUGGAAGACAUGCUUUGCUUCACCAAGACCCCGCUCCAGGAAUCUCUCAUCGAGCUCAGCGACAGCAGCCUCAACAAGAUGGCCACCGACAUGUUCCUAGCUGUGAUGAGGUUCAUGGGCGAUGCCCCGCUGAAGGGCCAGAGCGAACUGGACGUGCUUUACACCCUCCUGAAGCUGUGUGGCGACCAUGAAGUCAUGCGGGACGAGUGUUACUGCCAGGUUGUGAAGCAGAUCACAGACAACACCAGCACCAAGCAGGACAGCUGCCAGCGAGGCUGGAGGCUGCUGUAUAUCGUGGCUGCCUACCACAGCUGCUCCGAGGUCCUCCAGCCACACCUUGUUCGCUUCCUCCAAGAUGUGAGCCGGACUCCGGGCCUGCCCUUCCAGGGGAUUGCCAAGGCCUGUGAGCAGAACGUGCAGAAAACCUUGCGCUUCGGUGGCCGCGUGGAGCUCCCCAGCAGCAUGGAGCUUCGGGCCAUGCUGGCGGGCCGCAGUUCCAAGAGGCAGCUCUUUCUUCUCCCCGGAGGCCUUGAACGCCACCUCAAAAUUAAAACAUGCACCGUGGCCCUGGACGUGGUGGAAGAAAUCUGUGCUGAGAUGGCUCUGACUCGCCCCGAGGCCUUCAGCGAGUACGUCAUCUUCGUUGUCACCAACCGAGGCCAGCACGUGUGCCCGCUCAGCCGCUGUGCCUACAUCCUGGACGUGGCCUCGGAGAUGGAGCAGGUGGAUGGUGGCUACAUGCUCUGGUUCCGGCGUGUGCUCUGGGAUCAGCCACUCAAGUUUGAGAAUGAGCUUUAUGUGACCAUGCACUACAACCAGGUCCUGCCCGACUACCUGAAGGGCCUCUUCAGCAGCGUGCCGGCCAGCCGGCCCAGCGACCAACAGUCGCAGCAAGUGUCCAAGCUGGCUUUGCUGCAGCACCGGGCCAAGGACCACUCCUACCUGCCCAGCGUGCGAGAGGUCCAGGACUACAUCCCGGCCCAGCUCUACCGCACCAUGGCUGGCUCGGCCUGGCUCAACCUGGUCGGUCAGCACCGGCAGCAGACGCAGGCUCUCAGCCCCCACCAGGCCCGUGCCCAGUUUCUGGGCCUCCUCAGCGCCUUACCCAUGUUCGGCUCCUCCUUCUUCUUCGUCCAGAGCUGCAGCAACGUGGCCGUGCCGGCCCCCUGCAUCCUUGCCGUCAACCAGAACGGCCUCAACUUCCUCAGCACCGAGACCCAUGAGCUGACGGUGAAAUUCCCCCUAAAGGAGAUCCAGUCCACUCGGACCCAGCGACCCACGGCCAGCUCCAGCUACCCGUAUGUGGAGAUCGCCCUGGGGGAUGUGACAGCCCAGCGCACCAUGCAGCUACAGCUAGAGCAGGGCCUGGAGCUGUGUCGAGUGGUGGCUGUGCACGUGGAGAACCUGCUCAGUGCCCGGGAGAAGCGGCUUACGCUGCCCCCCAGCGAGAUUACGCUACUCUGACCCGGCCCCCAGCCCUCCAGCUGCCCUCUGCCAGAAGGCUUGCUGUGUGGCCCCAGGGGAGUUACUGGGCCUCUCUGGGCCAGUGACCCCUGUAAGGGGCCAGACCCUUGCUGGAGGAGAGACCAAGAGGUGGUAGGAGGAAUGACCUAAGUCCCCGGGAACCUGAAAUGACAGAUGCAGAGUUGGGAUGGAAUUGCAGUGUGCGAACUUGGGUCAGAUAACAGGAGGAACUUCCAAAGGCGGGGCUGUGGGGCCCCCUGUCACAUACCCACUGUGGGCCCCGCCCCUGACUCCCACCUGUGGUAGAGAAGCCCCACACCAAUGGCCCAGUCAAAUUGGACUUUGUGUGUGGCUUACCCACGUUCUGAUGUUCAAAUCUGGGCCACGUCCACAUCUCAGCCCCUCAUGCGUCCUCCUUGAGUGCUCCCCACGCAGCCGCUCAGCUGGGAUUUGUGACCCUUGGUCAUUUCUAUGCAAAAAGGUGUGCCUGGCGGCCAUUCCUCUCUCCAGCCAGUUGGCUGAGGAGCUGGAAAAGAAGCCUAAGGAGGGAGGCAGGAAUUGGAGGCCCAGCUGUGCCCCUGGCUCACUGCCCCUGAACAAAGCUUCCUGCAGAGACCUCUGUCCUUUCCUCUCCCUUCAGACCCCUGUCCCCCAACUCCAUACUUCUUAGGUAACCCCAACCCAGUCCCCCGUCAUUGGACGGGUCACACAAGUUUUGAGAGUGGUGUAGUGGAGGGAGAGAGAAGUUUUAUGUCAGGGUUGGGGAGGAAGAAGUCUGGGAAAGGCUUCCCAAAGAAUGGGACAUUGGGGUUGGGUUUUGAAGGAUGGGUAGGAGUUUGUUAAGAAUAGAUGGAGGGGAGGGGAGUGAACAUUCCAAAUGGCAAAAACAGUGUUUAUUCUCUACUGUAUCCCCCAGAGCCUAGGACAAUGCCUAUCACAGAGCAGGCACUUGAAAAAUGCUUGUUACAUGAAAGAAUAAAUAAGUGUUGAUGGAAAGUGUUGGUGCUUUGGGGAACUUGUGAAGGAGGGAAGCACUAGUCUCGGGAGAAGAAGGCCUGGCAAGUAUGUGAGGGCAUAAGUAGCUGGAGCCACG